Messenger RNA from Carassius gibelio (silver crucian carp), 3888 nucleotides. Its product is annotated as pre-mRNA splicing regulator USH1G-like. Gene Ontology annotation, biological process: equilibrioception; sensory perception of sound; sensory perception of light stimulus. Gene Ontology annotation, molecular function: protein binding. NCBI's taxonomy places the organism in Eukaryota, Metazoa, Chordata, Actinopteri, Cypriniformes, Cyprinidae. The transcript is spliced from 3 exons. Bases 118 to 1539 code for a protein of 473 amino acids. The record is from RefSeq and is a predicted model, not a curated record.
CGUCCGACGUGUCCUUGGAAACUCCAAGUGCCUCACGCGCGCUGCAGCGGGUCAGGGGUUCAGAGCUAACGCGCAGAGCCCGUGAAAGAGUGAUGGAGGCUGAGGUUCGAGAUCGCCAUGAAUGACAAAUACCACAAGGCAGCUCGGGAUGGCUACCUUGAUUUGCUGAAAGAAGCGACGCGGAGGGACCUGAACGCCCCGGAUGAAGAUGGCAUGACACCGACUCUAUGGGCCGCUUACCACGGCAACCUGGAGGCGCUUCGGCUGAUUGUAGGGAGAGGGGGGAACCCAGAUAAGUGUGACAUAUGGGGGAACACGCCACUCCACCUGGCUGCCUCCAAUGGCCAUCUCAACUGCCUGUCCUUCCUGGUGUCGUUUGGUGCCAAUGUGUGGUGCCUGGACAACGACUACCACACGCCUCUGGACAUGGCUGCCACCAAGAACCACAUGGCUUGCGUGCGCUAUCUGGACUCCAUCGCUGCCAAGCAGACAACCCUCAACCCCAAGCUAGUAAGCAAACUGAAGGACCGGGCUUUCCGUGAUGCUGAACGGCGCAUCAAGGAUUGCGUUAAACUGCAGCAGAAGCACCGGCGGCGCAUGGAGCGUAAAUUUCAGAGAGACACAAUGGAAGCAUCGGUCUCUGAUGCCAUGAGCUUCUCCAGCUAUGCCAGCAGCACCUUGAGUCGCAAGUUACACCACUUCAACACUGCCACUAAUGUGCCAUACUCCCAGGCUACUCUCCAUGCCACAGCCAGGGGCAAAACCAAGAUCCAGAAGAAGCUUGAGAAGAAGAAGCAAGGUGACGGGACAUUCAAGAUUUACGAAGAUGGCAGGAAGAGUGUCCGCUCUUUGUCUGGCCUUCAGCUAGGCAACGACGUCAUGUUUCUGAAGCAGGGAACGUACGUCAACCCUAAGGAUCGGACUCGUCGUAACAUCCGUGAUAUGUUCCGUAACGACAACGAGGAUGCUGUCUCACGUGCCAUCAGUGAACCCGACCUGCACGGCCAUGAUGUAGACUACUCAGAGAUCAGCACAGACUCGGGCCAUGACUCGCUCUUCAACCGGCCCGGCCUGGGCACCAUGGUUUUUCGUCGCAACUAUGUGAGCGGUGGACUUUUUGGCAUCGGUAGCAGAGAUGAAGGCAGUCUAGCAAGCAGCCAGCGUGUUGAUAACGUGCGCCUCCGCAGUCGGAUGCAUCGCGAGCCCGGCCUGGAUGAUGAUAGCAUCGGAAGCGCCCAUAGCCUGCAAGAGAGGAACAUACAGGAGCUGCCAUGGGAAGAGGUGGAGUUGGGGCUGGAUGACGAUGAUGAGCCUGACACUAGCCCUCUGGAAGUGUUCCUAGCCACACAAAACAUGAACGAGUUCAUUCCUAUCUUCAAACGGGAAAAGAUUGACCUGGAUGCCCUGUUGCUGUGCUCAGAUAAUGACCUCAAGAGCAUUCACAUCCCCUUGGGGCCUCGCAAGAAGAUCAUAGACAGCUGUCAGCGCCGAUUGGAGACCUUGGAGGAGCCAGGCUGCAUAGAAGACACUGAGUUGUGAGGUUCUGCCCUUAAUGUCUGUUUUUACCUCAGUGAAUGCUGAAGAAAAAGAGUUUACAGAACUGUUGUUCCAUUUUUCUUUGAAGAUGGUAAUUUACUUCAUCAGCAUUUGGCCAGUGGACCAGAUAUGCUAAAGGAGUGUCAAGUCCUGCUCCUGGAGGGCCACUUUAUCUCUAGUUUCUCCUGAUCCUGGAGACCUUGAUUAGCUGGUUCAGUUAAACACACGUUUAAUUGGAAUCAACAAAACGAAAACAAUCUGUGUGGUAUGAAGAGAGUCUCUUGUAAUAUUUAUUUUUUAAUAGAGAGAUUUAUUGAGGAACAAUGUUGAAAUAGCUGAAAUAUUAUCUCUGUAACAACUGGCUAUAUUACCUCUUUAACUGACACAAACAAUGCAUUAUGCAUAAAAAUGGUAAUUCAGUUCAAAAUGAAUGGUUAUCACGUGUCAUGUGGCAAAUGCAGAGUGAAAAUGAGGUCACAUCUCAUAACACACACUCUUAGGCCCAAUCCCAAUUCUAUUUUAUACGACGAGAGGAUACAAUCGCUCUAAAAAGAUAAACGCACAGACGUAAAUACACGCAACUUCCAUUUCUCUCUCUCUCUCUCUCUCUCUCUCUCGAAUAGGCAAUAUUUGAGAAAAUGGUUUAGCGAUUUCUAAUUAUUGGGGGGAUUAGUCUACGGUUAUCGCCCUGAUCAGGCAUGUGCUGUGGCAGACAUAUGACAAUGAUAUGACGUUAGCAAAUAUUAGCUUUCUUUUUGAAAACAUUUCUUUGAGUAACAUGACCAUUAAUAUGAACUCACAAUUGAAUGUAACAUAAAACAAAUCUUUACUUUUCGUUAAAAUAUUUAUUUAUGCCAAAAAAAGCUUACAUUUAUGUGUCUUUCUGUUCGCUGUAGCAGCCAUGUUGCCGAGUUAAUUCAUACCCCUUCGUUUGAAGUGUGGUCCCAAAAAAUCUUCAUUUGAAGGGCUAUCUGGCCCUUCCCCUUACCCGUUCCCCUCCAACCAAAAGAGACUCGAGACACCCCUACCCCUUCACGUGAACGCGCGAAACAGAGGGGUAGGGGAAAAGGGGGAGGGCUAAGGGGUAGAAUUGGGAUUGGGCCUUAAUCUCAUAAUAUUUCUGCCCCCAUGGGGCAUAUAUCUCAGUGCCUGUGCAUUCUGUGUCUGCACAUUUGACAAAAUGUCAUUUAAGACAUAACGUGUGUAUAGAAGUUGACAAAUGUUUUAUAAUUCAGCUUUAGCUAGGUGUUGGACAGCUGAAUUGUGAGCUAAAUUUUGAAAUGUACAGAGAAUGGAUUAAUAGAAUCUGACCUCAGUGUUGCUGUUGUGGGGACUGUAUGUUGGAUGAAUGCACCCUCACAUUAUGUUGCACAUAAUGUUUAUAUGUAUCUGGCCAUAACACGUUUUUUGAAACACGAGUAAAUGGAUGAGCUGUGUGACUCAUGGUUGAGUAAGCGUACACAGUGAGUCCUGUUUUGAUUCUUGGAGCAUAGAUCUCAUUACCACCGAGUCAUUGAGUUUAUCACAACAGUAGUUUCUGGUUGAACUAAAGUAUAUUGUCAGUAAACAGUAUAGUUCAUGCACAGGUCUGGAGUACAGCAGAAAUCUGUGCUUGAGCUUUAACAUGACGUCUUCCUUCAACAUUCGUGAACACAAACAGCAUUUACAGCCAUGUUUUACAAUGCAUACAUCAACUUUAUUUAUAAUGUUAUUUAUUGUAAUGUAACUAUUAAAUUAAAAUUUGUGCAAAAUUUGUUUUUGUGGGACUGAUCAUUUGCUUUGAUUAGCAUGUUGACGUUUAAAGUGGGAAAUGUUCUGGACAAUACAUUUUGGUAAGUAUCAAAGUGCUGCAUUUACUUCUGCCCAAACUGUAACAGAUAGAGGUCAGCAGUCUCUACAAAGAGAUCAAAUGACCCAUUAGGAUAUGGCAAUAUUUAUGCUAAAUGUCCUUCCUGACUCAGGACAGAAAUAACUGGAAGACACAAAGCAACAAGCACGUACUCCAGAUGACAGCUCCACCUUACACUGAACCAGAGUUAGUAAGGUCACGAGGGAAGGCUUACACUUAUCAUGCUUUCUCUGACCUGGCAGGACAACAGCUUAGAUCUUUACCCGAGGCUACACUACACUACACUACAUUAAAUGAAAUUUGACUGUCUGCAUUACAGUCAUAUAUGUAGUGCCUUUGUUCAAAACUACACUCUUAAUAAGAUCUAAACUGGGUAUAAAGAGAUUUUCUGCUUUGGUCCUGCACAUUUCCCCACUGCACUACACAUUUUGUACUUUUAUGCUCUCCUUAUUUAAUAAAGCCAAUCCAGAUCGUCGGCUCAUCAGAAGAGUUCUUCAUAAACU